CAUGUACAUCUCCAUCACGCAUAUACACAUGGGUAUAUGCGAACAGCUGAUGGCCUUGACAAACACGUGUUUCAAUGCGAUACAAGAACGCUUCUUACAGCUCGAAGACCCAACAGGCAAUCGGUUCGCCUGUCGCACGUGUCCUUACAUCUAUAAGAUAAAAAACGCGGCCACCGCGCGUACUUAUUUCAAUGAAAAGCUAGCGAAGACGGUCAUCGUCAACAAGGAGACCGCGUGGGAGGGAGUAGAUUCGACGGACGAGCGUUGCCCCAAGUGUUCGCAUCCGCGCGCCUACUUCAGGCAACUGCAGACAAGAUCCGCCGACGAGGGUAUGACCCUAUUCUACAGAUGUUGCGAUCAUUCGUGUGCUCACACGUGGCGAGUCAAUACGUGAAUCAGCAGAGGCAAGCAGUUCAAAGCAUUCGAGGUAUCAUGAGUCCCAGUUCAAUGGGCCCUACGAAAGUCAACAUGAACCGUGCGAAGAACGAACUGAAGCUGAUCGGACCGCAGGAGAAACACUGGUUCUGCGGUGGCGACCGAACCAUCGCGAUGGCGGCGCAGUUGCUGCAGCAGGGUAAGGUGAUUGCGAUCCCGACGGAUACGAUAUAUGGUCUUGCUGGAGUGGCUGUUAACCCGCACGCUGUCCAGCGGCUAUACGAGAUCAAACGACGUGAUGGGAGCAAGCCACUGGCGAUCUGUCUGAGUAACAUCAAGGAGAUUGGCACAUGGGGUGUUCUGGAUGACGUGCCGUCCGGUAUGCUGGACGUCGUGCAGAUCGUCGGUCCAUUGGCACUCAACAUUAGUAACGUUCUUCCGCAGGCCUUCAAUCCUGGUCUGGAGACUGUAGGGAUUCGCGUGCCCGACAGUAAGUUUGUGCGCAGCGUCGUGCAGAUCGUCGGUCCAUUGGCACUCACCAGCGCCAACAUUAGUAACGAGCCAAGCAAUCUACACCCGGACGAAUUCCGCGCACUGUGGCCUGAGCUCGAUGGCAUCUUCCACGAGAUGUUCAACUCGAACAAGCAACUCGAUCGCCGGCGAGUCGGCUCCACCGUGGUGGAUCUGUCGAGGCCAGGUUAUUAUAGAAUUGUGCGUCAUGGUAUUGCAGCGAAUAUCAUCGUUGGUGUAUUGAACAAAUAUGGACUGAAGCAAAUUACAGAUAAUAUGUGCACCACGUGAUUAAUUUCUUAACUGUGAAUGGGGCAUAUUGCAUAUUAUAUUUAAUCAUCGUAUAAUGUUUAUAGAAAAUAAAAUCAAAAAAAUUAUAUCCGGUUAUUUCUAGCAUGCAUUUAAAAGAUUUGUUUUUACAUUGUAGAUGUAAAAAUCAUUGUAUGUUAACAAUGUACGUUCCAAAAACUCAAGACAACCUCAGUUUUUUAAUGAAAGAAGUAGUUUUGACAUUUUUAUUAUUUUAAUUUGUUUUCCGUUAAGAACAAAAUUGUGCAUAUAGUAUUUUAAAUUAUUAUUUUAUUUUUCAUCAUCAAUAUCUCAAAAAUAAUACAGUUGAUUGUGAUGUAUAUAGGUUCUGAAAAGGUUUUUUUAAAGAUUUUUUUGCAUUUUAUUUUCAGUCUGAAAACAUUUUAUACUCUUCCCUAUAAAAUGUCAUUAAAUAAUUCUAAGCUUUUAUUUCAAUUUAUUUAGUAAUUUCUUAGGUUUUUAUUUUUAAAGUAGCCAUUAAAAUAUAUUUAUUAUUUAAAUAGAAAAUUUAUUUUCUUCUAUCUAUGACGAUACCGGUGAUUGUAAAAUGAAGGUGUUUAAAGACAAAUAAAUGUUUAUCGAUGAAAA
Molecule: messenger RNA, 1782 nt
Organism: Formica exsecta
Lineage: Eukaryota; Metazoa; Arthropoda; Insecta; Hymenoptera; Formicidae
Gene: Tcs1
Product: yrdC domain-containing protein, mitochondrial
Exons: 4
Coding region: 349-1176 (275 amino acids)
Biological process (GO): regulation of translational fidelity
Cellular component (GO): cytoplasm
Molecular function (GO): nucleotidyltransferase activity; tRNA binding; double-stranded RNA binding
Source: RefSeq, a predicted model, not a curated record